This is a messenger RNA of Aegilops tauschii subsp. strangulata, 1746 nucleotides long. RefSeq names its product glutathione gamma-glutamylcysteinyltransferase 1. NCBI's taxonomy places the organism in Eukaryota, Viridiplantae, Streptophyta, Magnoliopsida, Poales, Poaceae. The record is from RefSeq and is a predicted model, not a curated record. Gene Ontology annotation, biological process: detoxification of copper ion; phytochelatin biosynthetic process; response to metal ion. Gene Ontology annotation, molecular function: metal ion binding; glutathione gamma-glutamylcysteinyltransferase activity.
UCGAAAAACGGAGGAGGAAUAAAAUACUUGGCUCGGCACGUGGUAGCAGCAGAUCGGCUAGCAAUGGAGGUGGCGUCGCUGUACCGGCGGGUGCUCCCGACGCCGCCGGCCGUGGAGUUCGCGUCGCCGGAGGGGCGGCGGCUCUUCGCGGAGGCGCUGGAGGGCGGCACCAUGGAGGGCUUCUUCAGCCUCGUCCCCCACUUCCAGACGCAGUCGGAGCCGGCCUUCUGCGGCCUCGCCUCCAUCGCCGUCGUCCUCAACGCGCUCGCCAUCGACCCGGGCCGCCGCUGGAAGGGGCCCUGGCGGUGGUUCGACGAGUCCAUGCUCGACUGCUGCGAGCCCCUCCACGUGGUCCGCUCCCAGGGCAUCACCUUCGGCAAGGUCGUCUGCCUCGCGCGCUGCGCCGGCGCCAGCGUCCGCUGCUUCCGCGCCGACCACGCCGCCGUCCACGACCUCCGCGCCCACCUCGCCCGCUGCGCCUCGUCGCGCGACUGCCAUCUCAUCGCCUCCUACCACAGGGGCCAUUUCAAGCAGACUGGGGGUGGCCAUUUCUCGCCGAUCGGCGGCUACCAUGCCGGGACAGACAUGGCGCUCAUCUUGGAUGUGGCGCGCUUCAAAUACCCUCCUCAUUGGGUUCCAUUGACACUUCUCUGGGAAGCCAUGAAUACGACUGACAAAACAACUGGAUUUCCCAGGGGGUUCAUGCUUGUCUCAAGGCAAACUUCAGCUCCUUCAUUGCUCUACACAGUGAGUUGCGGGGAUGAAAGUUGGAAAAGCAUGGCCAAGUAUUGUGUGGAAGACGCCCCCAAUCUUCUGAAGGAUGAGAGCCCAGACAAUGUCACAACACUUUUGUCCCGCCUAGUGGGAUCUCUCCCGGCCAAUGCCGGAGAUCUCAUCAAAUGUGUCGUUGAAGUCAGGAGAAAGGACGAUGGUGGAUCAUGCUUGAGCAAAGAGGAGAAAGAGAGGCUUCUUCUGAAGGAAACAGUAGUACAGCAAGUCCGUGAUACCAAGCUUUUCAGAAUAGUCCAGGAACUGCAAUACCCCAAGCGGCUUCGUCAGGCACACACAAAGAAUGUUAUCUCAGGCACCGUGGUAUCCGAAGGGAAUAGACAAGCAAAUGGUGUUGAUUUGCUUUUACCAGCAACCCCAUCGGAGAAAACCUUAUGCAGUCCAAACUCGACGAACGAGGCUGUCAAAUAUCCAUCAAGCACAGAUGUCCUAACUGUCCUACUGCUGGUUUUGCAUCCCGGCACAUGGUUUGGCAUAAGAGAUGAGAGAGUGAAAGCGGAAUUUCAGAGUCUUGUUUCAACAGAGAGCCUUCCUGACCUUCUUAAACGGGAGAUACUGCAUCUAAGGCGGCAGCUCCAUUAUUUAACUGGUUGUGAAGGAGAGGAGGCAUGUCAAGAGCCUAUGCCACUAUCCCCUUAGGGAUGAUGUUGUCACUUGACUAGGAGGGGAAGCCCUUGGAGAUUACGCGAGCAUAACAUAAUAAAUAUGGCUAUGCGCAUCGCUUGAUGCAAAGUCCGGGGUUAUCCUCCUUUUCUAAAAAGUAUCAGACUAAAAUAUAGUAUGAUUCAAUAAACAAAUUUAAUUCCUGAGGCAGUAGGGCAUACUACGAAGGAUCGAAUAACAGCAUUUUGAGGGACUACUGAAGGCCAAGACCAACACUAGCUACUAAUUUAUGUCUGUUAGCUACAUAUGUGUAAUUAUCCAUGUUGAAUGUAUUCACACCAAGAUUUUAUGCAA